AUGCUAGACGCAGAUUCCACAAUUUAUGCUCUGUCUACAGCACCGGGUAGAGCAGCCAUUGCCGUCGUGCGGGUAUCUGGUCCGGCAUGCGUUUCGAUCUACAAAGCAUUAUGCCCUCAAACUCCGCUCCCGAAACCGCGCUUCGCUACACUGCGCACCCUUUAUGAUCCAGCACAACCAGCCUCCGCUAGCAGCGUCCUGGAUGCCGGUGCCCUCGUGCUCUACUUUCCCGGACCGAAAACUGUCACUGGCGAAGAUGUGCUAGAACUUCAUAUCCACGGAGGACCGGCAAUCGUCAAGGCCGUGUUAGCCGCCAUCUCAAAAACACCCCACCCCGACACGGUAGUCCGGUACGCGGAACCGGGCGAAUUCACGCGUCGCGCCUUUAUGAACGAUCGACUUGGUCUCCCGCAGAUCGAAGCUCUAGGCGAUACAUUAUCCGCCGAUACGGAACAACAACGUCGACUGGCUGUGCGCGGUGCAAGCGAUGCACUGUUGAAACGUUACGAGCUCUGGCGGCAGCAGCUACUAUAUGCGCGCGGCGAGCUGGAAGCACUGAUUGAUUUCUCCGAGGAUCAGCACUUUGACGAGUCGACUGAAGAGCUGGUUUCUUCGGUUGCGGCUCAGGUGCGAGACUUGCAGGUGCAGAUUGGGUUUCAUAUCCAGAAUGCUUCCAGGGGUGAAUUGCUCCGCAAUGGUAUCAAGGUUGCGCUCCUAGGUGCCCCUAAUGCCGGGAAAAGCUCCUUGCUUAAUCGCAUUGUUGGGAAAGAGGCUGCUAUCGUGAGUACUGAGGAGGGCACGACGCGGGAUAUUGUCGAUGUUGGGAUUGAUCUGGGUGGGUGGUUCUGUAAGCUUGGCGAUAUGGCUGGAAUCCGCGCAGAGGCUGGAACUACGCCCGGGACAAUUGUGGGUGCUGUUGAGAAGGAGGGUAUUCGUCGGGCGAGGGCCAGGGCUUUGGAGUCGGAUGUCGUGGUUGUUGUUCUCUCGCUGGAAAACACGUCCCAAGGUGUUCGUCUUUUCGUGGAACCCGAGGUUCUUGACGCGGUCAAUGACUGUGUCAAGGCCGAUAAAUGCCUGGUCAUUGCUAUCAACAAAUGCGACAAGCUCUCAAACGAGAAAGACGAACUUCCGGCUCUGACCGAUUCUAUUCGUGACGUCUUCCCUGCCGUGCCCACAGAUCGAGUCUUCGCCAUCUCUUGCAGUGAAGCACAACGCGGAUCAUCGCCCUCCGUGUCCGAUCCUGGUCAUCUACAAGCGUUCCUACGCGGGCUGAUCUCGACCUUUGAGCAGAUCGCGUCCCCGCUGGGCAUGGAUGGGGAACAAGGCCAAUAUGAUACAUCGUAUUGGGAAGAUUCACUGGGCGUAACUCAUCGCCAAAGCUCGAAUUUACAAAGAUGCCUCCAUCACCUCGACGACUUCCUUUCCCAGUCCACGCCCUCCGAGAGCCCCUCCGAGAACGAUUUCGCCUCCAUUGACGGCGAGAUUGAUAUCGUCACGGCCGCUGAGCAUCUCCGCUUUGCAGCAGAUAUGCUGGCCAAGAUCACCGGCAAGGGUGAAAGUGGAGAUGUCGAAGAUGUGUUGGGUGUUGUCUUUGAGAAGUGA
Molecule: messenger RNA, 1602 nt
Organism: Penicillium cinerascens
Lineage: Eukaryota; Fungi; Ascomycota; Eurotiomycetes; Eurotiales; Aspergillaceae
Product: tRNA modification GTPase
Exons: 2
Coding region: 1-1602 (533 amino acids)
Biological process (GO): tRNA methylation; tRNA wobble uridine modification
Cellular component (GO): cytoplasm; mitochondrion
Molecular function (GO): protein binding; GTPase activity; GTP binding
Source: RefSeq, a predicted model, not a curated record